AGCGAGCGAGCGGAGCACAGCUCUGCGGGCUCACAAAGCGGCCAGACGCGCGGCGGCGGCGGGUGGCAGGAGCGCAGGGACGCGAGUCCGCGAUCAGCCUUCCCGGCCACCGUGCCGCGGGAGCUCGAGCAACUCGGACGCGGGGACCCGGGCCGGCCCCAAGAUGCCGGCAAUCGCGGUGCUGGCGGCGGCCGCCGCGGCGUGGUGCUUCCUCCAAGUCGAGAGCCGGCACCUGGACGCGUUCGCCGGAGGCGCGGGCCCCAACCACGGCAAUUUCCUAGACAAUGACCAGUGGCUGAGCACCGUCUCCCAGUACGACCGGGACAAGUACUGGAACCGCUUUCGAGACGAUGAUUAUUUCAGAAACUGGAAUCCCAACAAGCCCUUUGACCAAGCCCUGGACCCAUCCAAGGACCCCUGCCUGAAGGUGAAAUGCAGCCCUCACAAAGUGUGUGUGACCCAGGACUACCAGACCGCCCUGUGUGUCAGUCGUAAGCACCUGCUCCCCAGGCAAAAGAAGGGGAACGUGGCCCACAAACACUGGGUUGGACCUUCGAAUUUGGUCAAGUGCAAGCCCUGUCCCGUGGCACAGUCAGCCAUGGUCUGCGGCUCGGAUGGCCACUCCUACACAUCCAAGUGCAAAUUGGAGUUCCAUGCUUGUUCUACUGGCAAAAGCCUCACCACCCUCUGUGAUGGGCCUUGUCCAUGUCUCCCAGAGCCCGAGCCACCAAAGCACAAGGCAGAAAGGAGUGCCUGCACAGACAAGGAGUUGCGGAACCUUGCCUCCCGGCUGAAGGACUGGUUUGGAGCUCUUCACGAGGACGCGAACAGAGUCAUCAAGCCCACCAGCUCCAACACAGCCCAAGGCAGGUUUGACACUAGCAUCCUGCCCAUCUGCAAGGACUCCCUGGGCUGGAUGUUCAACAAGUUGGACAUGAACUAUGACCUCCUGCUUGACCAUUCGGAGAUCAAUGCCAUCUACCUGGAUAAGUACGAGCCCUGUAUCAAGCCUCUUUUCAACUCUUGUGACUCCUUCAAGGAUGGCAAGCUGUCUAACAAUGAGUGGUGCUACUGCUUCCAGAAGCCUGGAGGUCUCCCUUGCCAGAAUGAAAUGAACAGAAUUCAGAAGCUGAGCAAGGGGAAAAGCCUGUUGGGGGCCUUCAUACCUCGGUGUAACGAGGAGGGCUAUUACAAAGCCACACAGUGCCAUGGCAGCACAGGGCAAUGCUGGUGUGUGGACAAAUAUGGGAAUGAGUUGGCUGGCUCCAGGAAACAGGGUGCUGUGAGCUGUGAAGAGGAGCAGGAAACCUCAGGGGAUUUUGGCAGUGGCGGCUCCGUGGUCCUGCUGGAUGACCUAGAGGAUGAACGGGAGCUGGGACCAAAGGACAAAGAGGGGAAGCUGAGGGUGCAUACCCGCGCCGUGACAGAGGAUGAUGAGGACGAGGACGACGACAAAGAGGAUGAGGUCGGGUACAUAUGGUAGUGCCCACAAGAAAGAGGACACAAGUUUUGCACAAAAUUGCAAGUCACUUCCUAUUCCUGCAUUUGUAUCUAAGACUCCAAGGCACCAAGGUCUCUUCUCCAUUGUUGCUCUCUAUACCCGACCUAAGGUUUGGAAGACAACUGCUUGUUCCCAGAGGAUUCUGAUUUUGCAUAUGUUUGUAUGGGAGAAAGGUUGUUGUGUUUUUUUGUUGUUUAUUUUUUGGAUAGGGAAAUGGCUGACUUAAUUAGAGCCUCCUUCCUUCCUGUGAGAUUUUUCCAACAAGCAUGUGAUUUAUGUGGAAUUCUGACAGUGCAGGGAGCCCCCACCCUCUUAAACGUCAAAGUCCCUUUUUGAUUACCCACACUGGUGGUUAUUACAGCAUGGUUCCCAGCCUUACAGUGUCUAAGUGCUUUUCUUGUGUCCUGUAGAUGUCGUGAAAAACAAAAAACACACCACACUGUACCUUUUCCCCCUGCCCCCAUUGCUCCCGGUGUUUAUUAUUAAAAAUUAAUUCGUUUUUUUCACAUCACUAUAUCUGGCUUCCUAUAAACAACAGCCUUAAUUCAGUCAAGACUCCCUUUGGGGAUUCAUUUUAUUAAAAAUUGGUGUCUGGAUACUUCUCUGUACAUGCAUAAAGACUGUGUGUGUGUGCCCUGCACACAUACCUCUCAGAAAAAGUGUUUGGGUAUCUUAAAAACUCACUUGAAAAACAAUGAUAAAUUUGUCAGCUUAUCCAGACCUGGAACAAAAUUUCUAGAAUAAGAAAUUUGUAUCAAAGUCUUUUUUUGCACUAACAGUUGGCUCUUGUAGCCUGCAGGCUGAGGAGGUCUCUUCUCUGUGCAUCAGCAGAGUUACUGAAAGCCUCUGAUUGAGAAAAAACCUCCGUUUGCCUAAAUCACUUUGCUCACAGAAGCCAUGUGACUCCCACACGACACGGGCAGCUUCACAAGCCAUCUCUUUCAUUUCUGCUUGAAGCCCCCUUGGCUGCAGCAAUCCUGUAUGCCAUAGGUUCCUUUCUUCCUUACCUACUCAAGGGCUUUUUCUAAGGCAUGCACACGUAUCCCCUGUUCUCUGAGAAGAGAGUACUAUGGUGUUCCUUAAGAGAAGAAAAUUUCUAAUUCUGAACUCAACGUUUUGCUUUUACUCCCUUUCUAUUGACAAAUCAUGAUAAGGGCACAAAAGCUGUACAGAUUUUUUUUUUAACCACUCAAUCCCAAAUGGAGGCCUACAAAGAAUGUCAUAAUAGCACAUGGAAGCAAACCCUGGGUUUUUAAGAGCAAAUUCUGUCCCCCUCUCACUCCCCACAAAUGACAAGAUACUAACGAAGAAAGUUCUUCACCAUACUGUUUGUUUUAACUAAACUCACUGGAGUCUAGUUCCAAAUGUGGUAGGGUCAUCAUCCCUACAUUCCUUAGGAUUUCUCUCCCUAUCAAGCUGGCCCAGAUACAAGUACCAAACAGUAGUCUCUGAAGUUCCCCCAUUUCCUUCAGUACCAGUCUGUAAGCUCCUGCUCCAUCUGGUUUUCAUCUACCAGGAUGCCCUCAUCAGACUCAACCACCCAAGCAAGCCUUUCUGGCCCACAUGUCUAUCUCUUGCCUUCCCCAUCAACUUCAGCCUGUCCACACAAAAGCCACGUAAACCUCCAUCUGACCAAUCCUCCAUCCCAGAUUGACCAUUUGGAUGUACCAACUCACCUUAAAUUAGCAUGUUCCAAUCCUUGCAUUGGCUGAAUAAAGUGGCAUCAUACCUACAGUUGGUUUUAGAUAGGAAACGAACUACUUGAUAUAGCAAAGUCCUUUGGCUUUGUAAAUAACCCUGAGGUUUUGUACUUACUUUCCCCAUAGGAAGACAGAUCAUAGGCAAACUCUGUAUUGGGAUCUCAACUCCAUCACCUUUGUUUCAAUAUUCUUUUCUGUCUUGAACAAAACUGAGAUAAUUUAGAAAACAGGUGCUUAAUUGUAACAAAAUUACUAUAAAGUAUAUUAAAAAUCAAGACAUUAUAAAAUCUCAGUUUAGAUCACCAAAGAAAAUCAUUGUUACUAUCUGCUUUGCGCUUAGGAAAAUGUACAAGAAAAGAGAUUAAAAUUGAAAAAUUGAUUUCACUUAGAAAAACUUCUAGGAACAGGGUGAACCACUGAUUUUAAUUUGCCUAAUUAUCUUAUGACAAGUAUCAAAUUAAGAUGACACUUAAAGAUCCUUAGCAUUAACUUGAUGGAGAAGAGAGCUCAAUAGACAAUUCCCAGUAAGGCAAUGAGAUGCCAUUUUCAGAGACAUUCUAAGAAGAUAUUUUGAUUCAUCAAAAUAUUAAAUAAAAAGCCCUCAUCAGACUGGAACCCCCAAAUCGAUGGAGCCACAUUAGUAAUACUUUUCAUGCCUCACUUUGACAUGACAGCAUUAGAUUUUUAAAAGAUCUUUAAUAUUUUCCACGAGUACUAAAGAUUAUAAUGAGUUACCUUAUGCUUAGAAGUAGAAUGUUUGCUUUCUUCUUUUUGGAAAUAGUCCUCCGAAAAGUCCACUUGUAGUAGUGACAAGGAGUCACUUGUACAGUGACCAAGUACACAUAAAAUCCUGAUUAUAAAAAUAAUAUGGCGAUAAACUAGUCCCUUGUUUGAUACAGGUAUUAAGCUGAAUCCUCACUAAUUCACUUUUGAAAAGUUCUUAAUGAACAGUUUUAUUCUUAUUCCACAAACAACUCUUUUAAUACAAUUUCCUUGGUAUCCAACUUAAAUCCCAGAAUUUUCUUCCACCCUGUUUAGUUGUUUGCUUAUGAAGGUAUUCUUGUUUCUACCAAUAUUCUAGGCAUAAGAAUACCUUAUUGCUGAGUUGGAGGUUUUGUAUCUCUUUCUCCUCCUUUAUGCCCAUUUUCUUACCCACAGCGGCAAAUGACAAUGUGUCUGUCCAGGUCUGCCCCCACUGCUCAUCCCAGGAUGCCACCCGCAUUUUUUUCUUGUUACCUUGACCACACUGUACAGUAACAUCCAAAAGCCCGUUCUACAGUGGGUGGUUUUGGUCUUUUUAUAACUUUUUCUCAAAGUCACUGAUGUUUGUCCCUGUUAAAUGUAUAGCAUUGUAAUGAGAGCCCAUCAAAUCCUGAGUGUCAGUUUGUUGUCCCUAUUGUAGAUGAAAUAGUGACAUAGCAAAAACCUAGUAAAUUCUGAAUGCUUUUCCACGUAGACUUAUCUGGAAUGUGAACACAACUCUUUGGUUAAUAAUAAAUGCUUAACUGUAGUCCUGAGUAGGUGCAUUUCUGUCUGUCUCAAUAAAUUUUACUUUGUCUGCAA
Messenger RNA from Rhinopithecus roxellana (golden snub-nosed monkey), 4764 nucleotides. RefSeq names its product SPARC (osteonectin), cwcv and kazal like domains proteoglycan 1 (gene SPOCK1). Gene Ontology annotation, molecular function: protein binding; calcium ion binding. The record is from RefSeq and is a predicted model, not a curated record. The transcript has 11 exons. Bases 164 to 1483 code for a protein of 439 amino acids. Lineage: Eukaryota; Metazoa; Chordata; Mammalia; Primates; Cercopithecidae.